ACAAACCAGGAAGGAAGUGCAGAGUUCACAAUGCAAACAUGUAAAAGUUGCUGCAGGUAACCUGGGCUCCGCGAACCCCCUCUCUCCCUGGACAGGCACUACCCGGACUCUGCUCACACUCACCACAGGGUCCCCUACACACACACAGGGGGACAGGGAGAGGAUUAGGGUCCCCUCCUGGAACCGCACCCAUGGAGUCCCCGCAGCUCACCGAGGACGAGAUGGCUGAAAUAAAAAAGGAAGUUUUAGAGAAACUGAGGCCGUACUUGUGUGAGAAAGUCAUUGCAGAAAGACAUUUUGAUUACCUGCGGGCAAAAAGGAUAUUGUCUAAGGAAGAUACGGAGGACAUUUCCUCCCAGGUACUGAAUAGACGAAAAACUGGAAAGUUGCUGGAUUACCUGGCAGAGAACCCGAAAGGCCUGGACACUCUGAUCAACUCCAUCAGGCGAGAGGGCACGCAGAACUUCCUGGUUCAGAGAAUAACAGACGAGGUGCAGAAGAUUAAAAACGAAAAGCUGAUCCAGAAAGCAGGAAAUUUCUCGAGCAGUUCAGAGAUGGCCAAAGAUACGUCGGAAACCAAUAACCUGUCCGUGUUCCCAUCCAUUGAGUCCAACAAUCAGAAGACAGAAGCAAACAUCCUCUUUCAUCCUGAAGGUGAAUACAGUCCCGUGCCAUCAGCCUCACCCACACUCUCUCCAUUGGAUUUGAAAUCCCUGUCUUUGUUGGAGAAGGCAAGCACACUGGGCAAUGUGGAAACCAUGCCGACGACAUUAUCCCUUCCCAGGCCGGGGGAGCCCGGAGCUCCUUCACUUCCCCCUGAACUCGAAGCUGAAGCUGAGGGAGCCUGUAGUAAUUCCAGUGACCCUGGCUUUUUGCCAUUACGGUCCCGUGCACCGUGACCAGGUGCCUGCAUCGAAAACCCCUGCGUGGUGACCUAGGAGCUUACACAGUGUCUGACUUUUAUGAUUCUAUGUCUUUAUUAAAUGUGGGUAAGAAACUGAGUGCUUUUGUAAAUGUACACAGAGGAACCAUGAUUAUCCAAGUAUCAAUUAUCCAAAUUUCGGAUUAUCCGAAGAAGAUCUCAAGGUCCCGCUAGAAGCAUUACAUCAAAGAGGUGUUUCGACACUGAUUAUUUAUAAUGAUGAAAAAUGAACUUGGCUCACUCAAAUGCUGCCGAUUACAGAUGGGAGCCCAGGCACCAUCUCCCAAUGACUGACCUCUCGCUCUCUCUCGCUCUCACUCUUGCGCUCUCUCUCUCUCUCCCUCCCUCCCUCCCCCCACACUUUCCCUGGAGUUCUACACAGGAGUGUAUCCUAAAUCCCCCUUCCCCACAUAAUCUCUCCAACAUUGUCCUACAUGGCCAGGGUGGAAUCC
Chiloscyllium plagiosum (whitespotted bambooshark) is the source of this 1374-nucleotide messenger RNA. It is a transcript of the gene bcl10, whose product is annotated as BCL10 immune signaling adaptor. Gene Ontology annotation, molecular function: transcription coactivator activity; protein kinase B binding; NF-kappaB binding. Gene Ontology annotation, biological process: adaptive immune response; positive regulation of extrinsic apoptotic signaling pathway; apoptotic process. Lineage: Eukaryota; Metazoa; Chordata; Chondrichthyes; Orectolobiformes; Hemiscylliidae. The record is from RefSeq and is a predicted model, not a curated record. Gene Ontology annotation, cellular component: CBM complex; cytosol.